This is a messenger RNA of Pieris macdunnoughi, 4305 nucleotides long. NCBI's taxonomy places the organism in Eukaryota, Metazoa, Arthropoda, Insecta, Lepidoptera, Pieridae. The record is from the annotation of a GenBank genome assembly.
AUGGUGACUCACUUCGGCCGCCCUCUGCCGCAUCUAGGGGUCAUAAGACAUAGUCAAGCUAAAGAAAAAGGAAUCUUAAAGCUGGAACCACGACCAAGAAUCAUGAUCGAACCUACAUCAAUUCUGAUACCACAGGGUUCCUGUGACCGUGCGCCGUCCUCCCCACAACCGUCCAUUGACCGUCUCUCUGUAACUUGGGCAGAUCCGAAUCCCGAAAUGGCUUCACCAGGAGUUACUAGUAGUGAAGUAAAAUUUUCUACUAAUGCAGAUGCAUCAGAAGAUGAGGACUAUUCGGUUAGUUUAAGCGCGGUUUUGCGGCAGCGACGCGCCAGUGUACGACGAUCGCGCAAAGGCCGCGCCAGACGACCAUCGUCACCUUUUCUUCCAGAAGACAUUCACCCGCGAAGACGAUCUUCUGUGUUUACAACAAGCUCUGGAGACACAGCAAUAUCUAUUGAAGAUCAACCCGUACUUACACAAGAACAAAUAUUUGAAAAUAUACAUUUACAUAAACAAGUUUUAAGCUCGGCAAAGCAACAACCACUGGGUAUGAGACGAAAACUUAAAAUAGUUCACCAGGCUAAAGGUUAUAUUAAGCGUCACGAAGGUAAACUCCAGGAGAGACUAGCUCAAUCCAAAAGCACAAGAGACAUAUAUGCAAGAUUUAAUAUUCUUAUGGCUACAAAAUGGCAACAGUUGAAGCGAGAAGCUGCAAAUAUAUCCAAUCUACUAAUACCUUGGGAAUUACGAAUCAAAGAAAUAGAAUCACACUUUGGAUCCGUUGUCGCAUCUUAUUUCACAUUUCUGAGAUGGCUAUUCUGGAUUAAUCUGGUCAUAGCUUUCAUAUUACUAGUUUUUGUUAUAGUUCCUGAGUACCUCACUGCAAACCCUAAACUAGAUGGCGAAAGAAAAAUUAUAAUGGAGGAUGAACGACGCAACGCCACAAAUCUACUAACCCUAUGGGAGUUUGAAGGGAUCCUUAAAUAUUCGCCUAUAUUUUAUGGUUAUUAUAGCAACGUUGAACGAUCAGAGUACAAAAUGCCAUUAGCUUAUUUCCUAACUGGCUUGGUGGUCUACGUUUAUAGCUUCGUCGCCAUAUUGAGGAAAAUGGCUGAAAACUCUCGCAUGUCCAAGCUUUCCGAGAAAGAUGACGAAUGUAUAUUCUCAUGGAAACUAUUUACUGGAUGGGACUACAUGAUUGGAAAUGCAGAGACAGCACACAACCGAAUUGCUUCAGUUAUUUUGGGGUUUAAAGAAGCUUUACUAGAAGAGGCAGAAAAGAAAAAAAAUCCUAGAAAUUGGCGCACUAUAAGUCUCAGAGCAUUAGUAAACUUUUGCGUCUUAAUACUUUUAGCAGUAUCGGCAUAUGCCGUUGUAACUGUGGUCACACGUUCUGACAAUUACCGUGGUAAGACACCAAGUUGGUGGCACGAAAAUGAGACGACAACUGUAGUUACAGUGAUAUCGAUAACGUUCCCAUUUUUCUUUGAAUUCUUGGGCUUUCUAGAACAUUUUCAUCCAAGAAAACAACUUAGAUUACAAUUGGCUAGAAUAAUGUUGUUAAAUUUAUUGAAUUUAUACUCGCUAAUUUUUGCACAGUUUAGUAAAAUUAAUGGCAUGAGUAAAGAAUUGGUAUCUUUACAGCCAAGUUUAUUAAGUAAUAAUACCAGUUUUAAUAUCCAAGAGCCCAUAGAUAUUGAUAAACACUUUGCAACAUUAACAUGUUUUGAAGUAGAUGUUCCUUGUUUACCUUGCCAUAUGACAACUUUUCCCCCAAAAGAUUAUUUACAAAAUAUGGAUAGUACUGAGAGGGAAAUUAUGUAUAGCUCUCAAAACCCGUACGCAGUAAAGACUAGUAAUAACCUAUUGAAAACCACGACGCUACGGCGGGGUAAAAGAAAUACACUUGACAAACAAGACGUUGAUGGUAUUAGAAAAGGUUUAGAAAAGGAGUUACAAAGAUUAAGAAAUUUAAGUAUGAUUAAAGAAAAUGACGAAUUUGAAGAAACUUCGGAAGUAUAUGAUUACGAAUUUUAUGAUACGGGUGAAGAUAUAACAAAAUAUACCAUUGAUACACUAACCACCGCAUCCAUAGGAGAAGAAACGACAUAUUCAACACCAAUAUCGUCGGAAUUUGUCGGUGAUUACGAUAAUUACAGUAUUUAUAACUUUGAAAAUGAAUUAAUGACUACUCUGUCAGAAAAGGAUUUAAUUACUGAGGAUGGGUCUAUAAUAAGCGAUACUACCACAAAUAAAGAAACAGAUGCUUUUUCACACUCUACUUCAGUUUUACCAACUUCAACUCCAUCAUUAAAUACUGAUGAAUCAAGCUUCACAGAGUCCUAUUUGGAGGGAAAUGACGUAACAACGGAUGUCGUAACAGAAUCAAACGACGCUUCUGGCACGACGGCUCAUAAAAUAGAUAUUAAUGUGCUUUGGGAAACGAAAACAUCAUCUAAUCCCGAUAUAAACUAUUCAGCAAAUAUUGACUAUGUGGAAAAUGAAAGAAAUAAUGCUAUAUGUCCUAACAUAUCGUUUAAUUGUUCGGUUAAUUGUGGCGAUAAAAAUGUAACACAAACAUUUUUUAUGUCUAACUGUGUGCUUGUUGACAUUAAGUGCUCGGUGAAGAAAUGUAUUUUAAAUAAAUCCCCAAAGAGUAGUUUGAAUAAAACAGAGUUAACUUACGUGGACUCUGUUUAUUACGAUAAAUCUAAGAGAAAAAUGUACAAUCUCACAAUAGCAACAAGGAAAAAAUUACUAAAAUUAUGUUGGGAAACAAUGUUUGGUCAGGAAUUAGUUAAAUUAACGAUGAUGGAUCUGGUUUUCGUUCUUUUAGGAACUCUUUUUAUGGACUUUUUCCGAGCAUUAUUUGUGAGGUAUAUGAAUAGAUGUUGGUGUUGGGACCUCGAGAAGAAAUUCCCUGAAUAUGGUGAUUUUAAGAUAGCUGAAAACAUACUGCAUCUUAUCAAUAAUCAAGGGAUGGUUUGGAUGGGAAUGUUUUUUUCACCUGGUCUAGUCGUUCUAAAUGUCUUCAAAUUAAUGAUAAUGAUGUAUCUUCGAUCAUGGGCAGUAAUGACUUGCAAUGUUCCUCACGAAGUAGUGUUCAGAGUCUCAAAAAGCAAUAAUUUUUAUUUAGCACUAUUGCUCACAAUGCUAUUUCUAUGUGUGUUGCCAGUUGGAUAUACGAUUGUAUGUGUAAAACCCUCAUGGCACUGUGGUCCUUUUUCAGAAUACGAUAAAAUAUAUCAAAUAUUAACAACUAAUAUAUAUAAUAUCCUUCCAAAGAGUUUAAACUUUAUAUUAGAAUAUAUUGCUUCACCUGCCAUAGUCAUUCCAUUAUUGGUAUUGCUGAUCCUCAUAAUUUACUAUCUCACAUCUCUAACUAAUUCAUUAAGGGAAGCAAAUAAUGAUUUAAAGACACAAUUGCGUCGAGAAAGGACAGAAGAGAGAAGAAAAAUGUUCCAAUUAGCGGAUAGAAGACGAGGAGGAUCUUCUUCGAUUGAUAACACUCCAUUUGGAAGAUGGAAAAAAGCUCUUCCUUCCUUUCCAAUUAAUAAAUCUAUUGACUCAGAGGACAGAAAAGCCAUGUCAUAUGAAAACAAUACUAAGGAAUUAUUGAAAACGACAAAACGAAAAGGAAUAUUUGCUAAAAUUGUCAGCAUAGCUUUAGAUAGGACAACAAAGGGUCAUACGCCGGUGGUUCCUUCUCCAGAUGUACAAAAUGGUGACGAUGAAACUGACACUGAUUUUCAUGAAAAUUUUCCUAAAGCAGUUUUGCAGCUCAAAGACAAUAUAACAGUUCAUAGAGACAAUGAAAUAAAGAAGCGUAGCUUAGUUGAAUUCAAUACAAAAAUAAACGCGUUAUUAACAGAAGUAAGACAAACGAGCCAAGAAAUAACUGAUAUUGAUAUAGAGCGAAAACCCCAGGCUGAAAAAGAAAUAGUACACAGGAAACUUAGUCGAAAACAAACAUCUGAGUCAAGCAAUCAAUCUAAACAGUCGGACUCAAUAAGUUCAGUAAUUCCGGUUAUAACAAUAAGCACUACGGAAAGUGACGAAGAAAUUCUUCAACAUUCAAAAGCUGGAAAUGUUAUCCUAAGCCUAAAAUCUAAUACGUCUAAUGAAAAUGAAGAAAAUAAAAAACAUGACAAACGGGAUUCUUUGAGAAGAAUCAAAUGCAGUUCAAAUCUUAAAUCUUUGCAACGACAAAGUAGCGUAGAAAGUAUAAAUGAUACCAAACCAAUUAAAGAUAUAUUUGGGAAAAAGAACGGGGACGGAGGACACAGAUAUCAAUAUUCGCUAUAA